This is a messenger RNA of Acaulospora colombiana, 1212 nucleotides long. The record is from the annotation of a GenBank genome assembly. NCBI's taxonomy places the organism in Eukaryota, Fungi, Glomeromycota, Glomeromycetes, Diversisporales, Acaulosporaceae.
AUGCUGGAAACUACUUUGGCCAUCUUGUCCCAAGAUUUUCUAAAAUUUUACGAAGCGCAAAAGUAUUGCGAUUUAUUGAUUACCGUUGGUCAGGGUGAAAAUCGCAAAACAUUUAAAGCACAUUCUGUGGUGUUGAGCGCAAGAUCAGCUUAUUUCGAUGCAGCUUUAUCAAAGAAUUGGUCGCGUUCCAAAGACGGAUUGUUCACGUUCGAAAAACCUAAUUUGAGGCCAGUUAUAUUUGACAAGAUACUAAGGUAUAUCUAUGGAGGGGCAUUGAAUUUAUCCGACUACCAACCUGAUGUAAUCCUUGAGCUUCUUCAAGCUUUUGAUGAAUUCAACAUAACGGACUUAUUCAACGUCAUGCAAAUGGAUCUCCUCGAAAAUCACUAUGAUUGGCUAGUGUGUCAUUUUUCUACCGUUUUCGAAGUGUCUAACUCUCAAUCGUUUGGUCAUCUGCGAAAUUUCUGCACCGGAAUCCUUGAGAAUCAUCCUACGGACAUUUUUGAGGAAGAUUUUUGGAAUAAGGUUCAACCUUUUGAAGUGAUUUUUCCGCCAGAUCAUUAUAGAUCCAUCAUGUCGACUUUCUUCAAAAAACAUCGACCAAUUAAUUCACUUUCUUUUCCACGACGCGGACCGAUUAAAUCCAAAUUGAUUACUACUAAACACGCGUCCCUGAUCUCAAGUUGGAUUGAUUUCAGAGUUUCCGAAUGCGAUUAUGGAUUUGAGACCUAUCAAAGUUAUAAAGAAUCUCCAUAUACUUUCGAGCUAUUGUUAAGAGGCAGCGUAAAUGGAUUCACACCGAGGGAUUUCCAUGAACAUUGCGAUGACCGCGGACCAACGGUGGUAAUAAUUAAAGUAUGCGGAACACGCGAGAUACUUGGAGGAUAUAAUCCUAAUGGAUGGUCUUGUGGUUCCAACUCUGGUGGAUAUCGAUACGCAAAAAAUGCUUUUAUUUUUGGUUUCGACACAAAGGAUCCGGAAAAGGUGGUGUGGAGUAGGGUGAUACGUGAAAACUAUGCAAUAUUAAAUCAUGAUAACGCUGGUCCGUGGUUUGGGGAUCUAAGAAUUCAGGGGAAAAACUUCAGGGAAGAAUGUAAAUCCACUUGUAAAAAGGAAUACUAUGAGAAAUCUAUCAGGCAACUUCCUACCCCCUUCUCGGUCGAGGACUAUGAGGUCUUUCGAAUAGUUCAAAAGAGUCAUUCUUCUUCAUAG